Molecule: messenger RNA, 1143 nt
Organism: Suillus clintonianus
Lineage: Eukaryota; Fungi; Basidiomycota; Agaricomycetes; Boletales; Suillaceae
Exons: 2
Coding region: 156-704 (182 amino acids)
Source: RefSeq, a predicted model, not a curated record
AAGCAUGCCAACUCGGGAAAACAAUAGGUGAAGGCGCCGAACACUCGGGAUCAUCUGUGUCCUGUGUCGUCUGAUUGUGGCUUCUUAAACAAUCAAGACUCAAGAACUUGUAAAAGUAAACAUCUCAUACCUCCAUCGAACACCCAUAAUCUAACAUGGCAAGAAAUGCACAAAAUCCCUGCACCUCAAACAACAACUCCCAUUCCCAAAUCAGCCAAUGGGAAAACCGCGAUUCCUUGCGCACAUUCACCAACCUUGUCGACAGCAUGCCACUCCUUGAUGCUCGGGUUCUAGAAGCACAUCGACUCCUUGACCGCGCUGGUACCAUUAUGGCAGAGGUGAUACCCGAACUACGCGGAAUGUGCAUGAUGCGCGAGAAACUCGUGCUGUCUUAUUUCGAGAAAAUGAAGGUCAAGAAGGAACUGUAUGACGGAACGGCGCGGCUGGACAGGGACCCGCGCAGGUUUAGGAUCAGAUGGCUGAAAGUUGAGAGGAAGAAAGCGCGCGUGGCGAAGUGGGAGGAGGCGAAUAGAUCCAAUAGAGAGCGCGAUCUCUCGGACUCGGACUACGAGAAUUAUUCAACUAAAUCUGAUUCUGAGGGGACAUUAUGGUCCACAGAUGAAAGUGUCACGUCCUCAAGUCGCAAGAGAUCGCGAGACGAAGAGCCGGAGAGGAGGAAAAGAGCGAAGAAAGCUGCAACCUAACCCGAAGUUUUUAUGCCUUACAUUGCAUCACAUAACAUCACUUAUCUCACUACCCUAGUAUAAUCUGCUAAAUCAUUCGGAUAGUACUUAAAAUCAACGACAACGAGUGCCUAAGCAACAGAUCAGCUGACUUGGGCCUCGACGCGUUCAAAUUUCAGACCGUCGUGCGAGAUUCAGGAAAGAGGGGCACAAUACAAAUUCAAGGGAAACUUCGAUUUCGGCGAACCUGUUGCUUCAUCGAAGUCAUGAGUGGCACAGGGCGCAGAGUUUUGCCCACCAACGUGUGACAGCCUGCGAUCCAACUGUGGUGUGUGGGUUUUCCCCAUCAAUCUACGAAUCUGGGUCCUUCUGUGAACGCCGAGGAGGCUGCUCUAGAAUUAUUGCGGGAGGAAGCCGCCUGUAAUCAAUUGCCGCUGUCACUCAUGGAAAUGGAGAGGAU